Messenger RNA from Zasmidium cellare ATCC 36951, 1932 nucleotides. RefSeq lists its product as uncharacterized. Gene Ontology annotation, molecular function: myo-inositol:proton symporter activity. Bases 1 to 1932 code for a protein of 643 amino acids. Gene Ontology annotation, biological process: transmembrane transport. Gene Ontology annotation, cellular component: membrane. The transcript is spliced from 7 exons. NCBI's taxonomy places the organism in Eukaryota, Fungi, Ascomycota, Dothideomycetes, Mycosphaerellales, Mycosphaerellaceae. The record is from RefSeq and is a predicted model, not a curated record.
AUGGCCAGCAAGGACUCCAAAGAUGCAGUAGAUCUCACGGAUAUCGUUCGAGCGGAGCACAGCGAGAACGGAAACCACGAUGGGGACGUUAUCAAGCAAGCCCACCGCACCAGUGUCGAAGCGAUGGAUCGAAACGAGCCUAAAGAAAUCCACAACCCCUUAGCUGGAAUCCCCAAGGCUCAACUCUUCCAAGACGUUGAAUCGUAUGCCGUCGAGCACCAUCUCACGGAGGUGGUUGAUCUUCUGAAGAAAGGCGCUCUCGUAUCGCAAUCGCCGAACGACAUCGACUCGAUUGAAGAGUUGACCGACGACGAGAGACGAGUACUCCAUGAAGAGAAGACUCGAAAAUGGCAUCAUCCUCGAACGCUGUAUUACUUGAUCGCGCUCAACUCCGUCGGUGCCGCAAUCCAAGGCUGGGAUCAAACGGGCUCCAAUGGUGCCAAUCUCUCCUUCCCCCAGGAGUUUGGCAUCGCAGACUCUGGGGCUGAGUGCGAGGCGCUUGGAACAUGUGAGAGGAACUCUUGGAUUGUCGGUGCCAUCAAUGCCGCACCGUAUAUUGCACUGUGUCUCUUUGCUUGCUGGCUUUCAGACCCGGUUAACCACUAUCUUGGACGCCGCGGUGCGAUCUUCUUGGGCGCGAUUUUCAGCUUGAUUGCACCAAUUGGUCAAGCAGUCUCGCAGUCCUGGGGCGGUAUUCUCGCGUGCCGUGUGUUACUUGGCUUGGGGAUGGGGCUCAAGGAGGUCACAGUACCAGUCUUCUCAGCGGAGAACGCGCCUGCUAACAUUCGUGGUGCUCUUGUCAUGUCCUGGCAAAUGUGGGUCGCAUUCGGUAUCAUGCUCGGCUUCUCCGCCAACCUCGUCGUCGUCAACACCGGCUCCAUCGCCUGGAGACUCCAGCUCGGAUCCGCCUUCAUACCAGCAGUGCCGCUACUCCUAGGAAUCUACUUCGUGCCCGAAUCCGCUCGUUGGUUAAUCAAGAAAGGUCAGCACGCCAAAGCAUACCGAUCGCUUUGCCGCGUCCGAAACAGUCAUCUCCAGGCUGCCAGAGAUCUCUAUACCAUUCACGUUCAGAUCGAAGCAGAGAAGGCGUUGUUUCUACAGAGAAAGGGGUCGAAAGAAGGCCGUUCUUCCAGUUUCUUCAGGCGAGCCAUUGAGCUUUUUACCAUCCCCCGAGUUCGACGUGCAACCCAAGCCUCGGGCAUCAUCAUGAUCGCUCAGCAAAUGUGCGGUCUGAAUGUGGUGGCUUUCUACUCUUCGACGAUAUUUGUCAACGCUGGCUUCUCAAAUAUCGUUGCCCUGCUCGUAUCCUGGGGGUUCGGGAUGACCAUGUUCGUGUUCGCCAUCCCGGCCCUCUACACAAUCGAUCGCUGGGGCCGGCGGAAUCUCCUGCUGAGCACCUUUCCCAACAUGUUCUGGACGCUCCUCGCAACAGGCCUAUCCUUCUACCUGCCCGAAGGCAGCACCGCGAGGAUAGGACUAAUAGCCUUCUUUAUAUUCCUCUUCACCGCCUUCUACAGCCCUGGCGAGGGACCCUGCGCGUUCGUCUACUCGGCGGAAGCAUUCCCUCUGUCUCACCGCGAGAUUGGGAUGAGCUUCGCCGUGGCGACCAACAACUUCUGGGCAGCCGUCCUAUCGCUCACGUUCCCGCGGAUGCUGAGGUCUUUCGGGGCCACGGGCUCGUUCGGGUUCUACGCGGCCAUGAACGUGGUGGCGUUGUCGUUGAUUUUCCUGGUUUUGCCGGAGACCAAGGAGAGGUCUCUGGAAGAGCUUGACCAUGUCUUUGCGGUGCCGACGACGAGGCAUGCGUCGUAUCAGCUGUUUGAGGUGCUUCCUUGGUGGUUUCGGAGGUUUGUGCUGUUUCGGCGGGUGGGUCGAUGUCCGGAGUUGUAUGGUUCUCAUCAGUCGCGGGCUGAGAAGGAAGAGGUGGCGUGA